AUGGCAGCUCUGUCUGUGAGCAUUGCAACAUUCAACAUGUUGCUCCAUAUCCUCUUUCUUUCAGGUGCUUUGGCUGAUUGUCCUGCAAAGUCAUUCCCCUUAAUUACCACACCACAAAAGAUGGAGGCACUGUGCGGAUCUUGUCUGCAAAUCCCAUGUUACAUUAAAGAUAAAUCAAUACGUGUGGACAGCACAAGACAUGUCGGAAAGUGGAUUAAAAAUGACUCUAGUCAUUUCUCUCAUUCAAACAAUGUGAUUUUCGACAGUAGUAAGACAGUUAACGACUAUCCAAUGAAUAUCACUGGAAACCUGAGUAAGGGAAACUGCACCACUUUAUUUUCUAAUUUAAUCAAAAGUUACACAGACACAUACUACUUCAGAUUUGAGAACAGUGACUACAAGGCAACAGCUACUUGUGACCCUCUUCAAAUAACAGUUAAAGAUUCUCCUCCGAGCCCCAGAAUUGAGAUCUCAGGUGAUCUGAAGGAGAAGCAGUCUGUCACUAUAACCUGCUCAGCUUCCACUCCCUGUCCACACUCUCCUCCUAAACUCACCUGGAAUCUCACACAAGACCCUCACAACACUAUAGAGGAGAACACAGAUGGGACCUUCACAACCAAAAUCCAGGAGACCAUCACUCUGUCAGACAAACAUGAUGGAGUCACCAUCACCUGUUCUGCCACAUAUCCUGUGGAUGGAGGAAACAAUAAGACAGCAGAGGAGAGAAAGACUCUCAGUGUUUCAUAUGCUCCCAAGAACACCUCAGUGUCCAUCAGUCCAUCCGCUUUGGUGUCAGCAGGUAGCUGGGUGAACCUGGCCUGCUCCAGCAGAGCCAAGCCUCCUGUCUGCCGCUUCGCCUGGUUCAAGAUAAACGAAGAUGGUCCCAUCAAAGUGUCUGAAGGAGACUUUUACAGCUUUAAUGUGACAGACGGAGGAGUUUAUUACUGUGUGGCCAUAAGUGAUUUUGGUACUGAAUCAUCAUCAGAGAUCCAUCUGACUGUUAAAGGCAAUCCAGAGUUUGGGGUUGAUGUCCACAUCACAGUGCAGAUCCUGGGAAUCGUAGCACUCUACAGCACAAUCAUCAUCUUUGAGUGGUGA
Epinephelus lanceolatus (giant grouper) is the source of this 1098-nucleotide messenger RNA. Lineage: Eukaryota; Metazoa; Chordata; Actinopteri; Perciformes; Serranidae. The record is from RefSeq and is a predicted model, not a curated record.